AUGACAUUAAACAAUCUAACAACGACUAAUGGAGAUUGGAAUUCCCCAUACCAACCCAUAAUACAGACUCUCGGGUGGUUUGUUGCUGGUGCACUUUCUUUGGGAACAAUCCUUGGCAAUGCUCUUGUUUUGUUUGCUUAUAAACUUGAAACUUCCAUAAGCAGACAGUUAAACAAUCGUUUUAUCGUCUCGCUGGCAGUUUCCGAUCUAAUUAUUGGCAUUGAAGGCAUUCCAUUCUUUACAGUUUACGUUAUAAAUGGCGAUUUAUGGCCUCUUGGAAGGUUAGCUUGUGAAAUUUGGCUAUUUCUCGAUUAUACUCUCUGUUUAAUUUCAAUUUUAACCGUGCUUUUGAUAACAGUAGAUAGAUAUCUUUCUGUUUGCCAUACAGCUUCCUACAUAAAAUGGCAAACGCCUAUGCGUAUUCAAAUAUUAAUUUUUGGCUCGUGGAUAUUGCCAAGCCUAGUUUUUGGCCUUAUGAUAUUUGGAUGGCCGUUAAUGGGAAGCAUUGAAGACCAAAUACAAGCAACAUCUAAUGGAGAGUGUUACGCCCCUUUUCUCGCUAAUCCAUUUGUAAAUAUGAGUAUGUAUUUGGCUUAUUAUUGGACAACGCUUGUAGCCAUGUUAAUUUUAUAUAAAGGGAUUCAUAAAGCAGCAAAAAAGUUGGAAAAACGAAGCAAAGCUAGGGAGCAUAGACACAUUGCCCUUUUGUUAACUCAAAGAUUGGGUACUCAGGCAAGCUUCCUGAAUUAA
This is a messenger RNA of Meloidogyne enterolobii, 750 nucleotides long. NCBI's taxonomy places the organism in Eukaryota, Metazoa, Nematoda, Chromadorea, Rhabditida, Meloidogynidae. The record is from the annotation of a GenBank genome assembly.